Messenger RNA from Acipenser ruthenus (sterlet), 3292 nucleotides. RefSeq names its product V-set and immunoglobulin domain-containing protein 4-like. The record is from RefSeq and is a predicted model, not a curated record. The transcript has 10 exons. Gene Ontology annotation, biological process: negative regulation of macrophage activation; negative regulation of interleukin-2 production; negative regulation of T cell proliferation. The coding region runs from base 36 to 1184 and encodes 382 amino acids. Gene Ontology annotation, molecular function: complement component C3b binding. NCBI's taxonomy places the organism in Eukaryota, Metazoa, Chordata, Actinopteri, Acipenseriformes, Acipenseridae.
UUUUUUCCCCCAGUCUUGAGUAUCUGUUCUCCAAAAUGGAGCUGCUGUUUGUAUUCAUUUUGCCACUGGCAUUUAGUGCUUCAGGUGUUGAUGCCAAUAAAAACCUGAGCGCGGUGCCCAGCAUCACUGCAGUUCUGGGCAGAGAUGUUACCAUACCGUGCACUUACCAGCUCUCUCCGGGAUACUCGGAAGUGAGUUUAAAAUGGACAAUGAGGAAGGAUGGAGACACUAAGACUCUUCUCUACAGGGACAGGCUCAGCUACAGCAUUCCUCUCUCGAUGUACAGAUCCCGAGUAAGCAUUCCAAGCACUGACCAGGUCGGGAAUGUCUCGCUCACUCUGAAAGAAAUGUAUUUCCAGGACAGAGCAGAUUACAUGUGUGAAGUGACCUGGAGAAAUGGGAGUGAAAACACAGUGCAGGACACAGCGCUCAUCAAAGUAUCUGUCGUCCAGGUUCCUGUUUCAAAACCAUUUAUGCCCAACGUCCAGUCCCCACUCUACAUCCAAGCGGGUCAAAGCAUCAGUCUCACUUGUACAGCUGCCGGAUCUUUACCCAUCACAUACAUGUGGUACAAGAAGAAAUCAGAUGGGACCAAAACAAGGUUAUCAAGACAAGCUGCCCUCACCGUAUCUGAUGCAGGAACAUACUAUUGUGAAGCAGAGAAUUACGCUUCUGGAAAGAAAGUAGAAAAGAGUGAUCCAAUAGAACUUAUUGUACAAGAGUGGAUCGAAGCAACGUCUGAAGAUUAUACUUACCAAUCCACUACUGAAGUAAAAAACAUUCCAACGUCUACUUCUUAUAUUGAAACCAGCAGCACUGAACCAGUAAAAAACAUUCCAACGUCUACUUCUUAUAUUGAAACCAGCAGCACUGAACCAGGUGGAAAUGCCGUUUCUCCUGCGUCGCGCCAAAAAGGGAACAGGACUCUGUUAUGGCUCUACAUCCUGAUUGCUGCUCUCUGCAUUGUGGUGCUCUUCGCUGUCAUCAUAGCCAACGUCAUAAUGAAGAAAAGGAAAAAGAAAAGAAAUGCAAAUGACCUUAAUGUAACUUUUUCCUCUCAUCUUGCUGGGGCAAAUAACAACAUGGAAGACAAAAAAUACGCUGCUCGCGAAAAUGAAUAUGAAGCGAUGAUAUGCAAAAACGAGAAUGAGUACGCUGCCAUGACUACGGACCGAGCCAGCUGAGGAAUCAAUGCGUCAGAAGUCAAACAACAGCCCUAGUUAACAAAGUCAUCUGGAAUGGUGCUGUGCUGCAUUCAUGCAUGGUGAUCAGUUUACAGAUCAAAAUUGCAAUCUUUCACAACUCUGCUCAGUCAUCAGGAGUUGCAUGUUAGGGCUAGGUUACACAACGCAUUGGGGCGGUAACCUUUUCACAACUUUUAUUCUGUCUUGCAACCUUUAAAACUGCUGUUUUGUAGAAAACUGCGCAAGUCCCCUGGAUAAUCAUUUGGGGCUUAUCUCUGCAUACUUGGAAGUGCUGUAAGUUCUUGCAUAUCGUUUCCAUGUUUAGGAAUGAUCUGCUGAUCUUGUGUGUCGAUAUCUGUGGUACUCUGAUCUGACAAGCAUUUAUAUUUAAUAAAGAGUAGAUUUCCAUGAAAACAAAACCUUCAUUAGCACACCUGCAUUCAGAAGCAAACUGUUAUACCUUUAUCUGCAGAAAUCAGCUAUUAAGUAAUGGGAUCCAUACGAAAUGUCCUACAUAUUUUACAAACAGCUCAUUGUUAUGCUUGCAGCUUGAGUGCAACUCGUAGUAUUUAUAUAUAUCUUAAAAACAGAGAUAUAAUCUGAUAUCUGAUUGAGGGAUGUUUGGUUUUCACGUUAAAAUGUCGGUAAACCCACACAAAAAAAUAGCAUUUGAGUAACUUUUAUGGCAGAAUUUUGGUUUUCACUAAUUUAUUUUUUUGUACGGGUAAUUCAGUGUAUGCGUGCUGGAUAAGUCAUCAUCCUAAUUAGUUGUACUUAUAGAAUAGUUGUUACAGCUGUCUAUUAUGAACCAGGAUAUAAAGACCAUAUAAACAUUCUGUACAGCUGAAUGUCUAGUUCAUAUGUUAUUUUUUGAAGACAUGCUGUGUUAACAAUUGGACUGUAAGUGUGAAACAUUUUGUAAAGCUAGAAGCUAAAGCAUAAGAAACGUGUCCAAUGCAUUCCUCAAUGCUAUACUUUAUAGAUACAGAAUUAUAGUUGUAUUGAUGUUACUAUACAUGUCUCUUAAUUGUGCUAUAAUUACACUGUAAUGACACAGUAAGUACAUAUGGUUGUACAGUUACAAUGUUAUAACAUUUUUAAUUACAGUAUGAAAAUUAGAGUUUCUCGCAUAUUUUAUAAUUACAAUGCUUUUAUGCAUUUGAUUGUGUAGUAACAAUGUAAUUACUUUGUAACGGCACAUCUAAUUACAGUGUAAUUACAUUGUCAUUUGAGACUAAAGGUGGUUGCUCUUUUACUUGCUAUAUUUUAAAUUAUAUUUGUGGCAUUCAGUCAAUUAACAAAACUUUAUAGUUUCACACUGGAAUUCUUGUUCACAGUAUGGUAUUUUUAAUCUGAAAAUAUUGUAUAUUAUUCUAAUAAAACACAAUUGAGAUGGCUUAAUUUUAUUCAGCAAGGAGUGGAUACCUUAUUUUAAAACCAUUUAAAAAGCAAAACAGCAACUUAAGAGUUCAUCUUAGGCCCUUUCUUUGCAUUUAAAUGACUGUUAAAAUAGCUUACAUGUGGUUAUAGUAUGGAUGCAUUACAUUCUUAAACUAGAAUUAUUUGUGACUGAUAAAACCACAGGGUCCGCUGCAUUCUAUGCAUUCAGAGAUCCUGCCACACGCUGGGAAAUCUAAACCUCAAUUGGAAAGAGCUGGUAACUUCAAUUCACAUUAUCAUAUUUGUAUGGUAGUUUGGUUGUACUUGUUUGAGCUGUUUGCAGUGAUUGAGAGUCACGCAUAUUGUUUAACGCACUAUUUAAAAACAUAUUUCCGCUAAGUGACAAUACAUUAAGUGUGAUGAUUGAACUUUGGACCAACCGAAUACCAAUAAAAUGACCUAUUGUACUAUACUAGAGUAUGCAGUUGAAUACAGCCCCACACAGACUGAAGAAGCGUGACCAGUUGUGCUUACAGUGCACUAGAUUGUACCACAUGUGAUUUAGCAUCUCAUUGUUAGCCUCAGAUCUCUGAAGAACUGUUAUGUAGCUGUAGUUGCCCACAAAGACUGCUUGUCCAAUGAUUAAAGACUCCCAAUGAAAUACUAAUUGUUGAUGUGAGCACACUUCACAUUUACUCUUAAUAUGUACUAUGUUGUACUGUAUGCGU